AUGUCGUUUGGAUUCCCAGGAAGAUUCCAGAGGCGACGUGAAUCGGAAUAUGAUCGAGAACCUCGCUUAUCAAAGACGUCGGUAUACACUUGCCCAACUGUAUUUGAACCAGGCACUGGAGCUGAAUUUAUGGCUCGAUCUGGGUGGAAUCAGAGAAGCUGCUACAAGAACGGAACAAAUACUACUCCAAUCACUUUUUACGGAGCGAGCUGGUCCAAGCGGAUAUUAACGGGCACAGUUGUUAUAUUAGCAAUUCUUCUCAUUGUAUUUAUUGUUACUACUAUUACACUUUUUGCCUUAAAAGUGAUCAUUAUUAAUUAUCGGCAUGAAGAAAUAUCUGCUACAACACCAAACGUUUUAUCAUCACAAUAUCCACGUGUACCUUCAAAUAUGUUGCCUCCACCCGUUGAUCUACUGCAGUCUCGGACAUUUUUGCUCGAUUUACAGGUUUUGAGUCAAGCAAAUUCUGCCUACGAUAAUCCAUCAAAUUAUGAGUACCAGCGUGCUUCUCAAAUGAUUCUGAUAGCGAUGAGAAAUCUUCUGAAACGAUCAACACUUAAUUAUUAUAUGAGAGAUAUAAUAAUGCGAAACAUCGAAAAUAGUGGAAAUGACCUACUUGUGCGCUUCGUUCUCGAACUGUCCGUCCCAUCGGGUCUUCAGAUCAAUCCUGAUAUUAUUAAAAAUGUUAUUCUAAGUGAGAUAAGUCAGUUUGAACGUCAGUUGAACGGAAUUGAAGUCGACAGGAAGCUUGUUAUUAGUGAAUUAUUUUGA
Dracunculus medinensis (Guinea worm) is the source of this 771-nucleotide messenger RNA. The record is from the annotation of a GenBank genome assembly. Lineage: Eukaryota; Metazoa; Nematoda; Chromadorea; Rhabditida; Dracunculidae.